AUGCCCUCUUCAAUCCCUAUCAAACAACCGGAACACCGCGAUGAAUCAGUCAAGCUCAAGAUAGUCAUCGUCGGCGCCGGUCUAGGCGGCCUCGGCUGCGCAAUCGCCUGCCUCCUAGCAGGUCACUCCGUCCAUGUCCUCGAGUCCGCCUCGGAACUCGGCGAAGUAGGCGCUGGUAUCCAGGUCCUACCCAAUAGCUCUCGCGUCCUGAUCUCAUGGGGUCUGGAAAAGGCUCUGGAGCCACACAUGACCCAGCCGCGAAAUCUCCAUUUCAAUGGCUGGAAGGGGAAUCGCCUCACAACCAUGGACUUCCACGAGACUGCUGAGAAGAAGUAUCCCGGGACGUGGUUUGGUGAUUUCCACCGCGCCGAUCUGCAUAGGUGCUUGUACGAUCGUGUCCUGGAGUUGGGCGGUAUCGUCUCGUGUAAUUCGAGGGUGGUCGAUCUCAGAAUCAAUGACAAGGACGGCGACGCCGCCACAGCCACAGCUGUCAUGGGAGACGGGAGGGAAAUCACCGCCGAUCUGAUUGUUGCUGCCGACGGCGUGUUUAGCGGGUUGAGAGAUUUAAUGCUGGGCCGACAUGAUCCUCCUGUGAAGACGGGCGAUCUUGCCUACCGUGUUCUACUGGAUACCAAGGAGAUGCUGAAGGAUCCAGAUCUGGCAGAAUUUGUGCGUGAGCCACAGGUGAAUUAUUGGCUUGGGCCCGGCGCUCAUGCCGUCAACUACGUGUUGAGGAGGGGACAGUUGUUCAACAUGGUUCUGCUGGUGCCCGAUGAUAUUCCCGACGGAGGGAAAUCUACCGUCGAUGGGGAUGUGGAAGAGAUGUGUUCUUUAGUCAAGGGUUGGGAUAUCAGAGUCCAGAAGGUCCUUCGUUUAUGCAAAUCCGUUCAAAAAUGGAAGCUCUGCAUCCGACUUGGAAUGGAUCAAUGGUAUCACCCAUCUGGUGCAUGGACCAUGCUCGGUGAUGCCGUACAUGCCACCCUGCCAUAUCUCGCGUCAGGCGCCGGUAUGACUUUCGAAGAUGGCGCUGUCUUGGGUGAAUGCCUCUCUCGUCUUCCCAAGACCAAUACCUCAGGAACUUCCAAUCCGAAAUCCACGCCAUCUUUCCUAGCACAAAAGCGGCAUGCCCUUGCUGUAUAUCAAGCCUGCCGGGAAAAGCGCACUCAGAUGAUCGUCGAGAGGGGCAACAGGCAACAGUACCUAUACCACCUUCACGACGGAGAGGAGCAGGAAGAGCGUGACCACAAGUUGCGCAUGGUACCACCGCCAGCGGGAGAAGCUCUCGCUUGGAGAGAUUCGGACUUGGCUCCCAUCUUGUUGGGAUACAAUCAUCUUGACGAUGUUAAUGCCCAUUGGAAUAUAUCGAGCGACUCGGCAAACCCCCAGAGCGCUGGGGAAGCUUCUGAGGGCGUUCAGUCAAGAUUAUAG
This is a messenger RNA of Monascus purpureus, 1428 nucleotides long. The record is from the annotation of a GenBank genome assembly. NCBI's taxonomy places the organism in Eukaryota, Fungi, Ascomycota, Eurotiomycetes, Eurotiales, Aspergillaceae.